AUGGGUGAGUGGCAUGAUUGUGACGGAGAUGGCAGGGCAAUAAUAAUAAUAAUAAUAAUUAAAUUUGGCUUUUUGCAGGGAGGUGAAACAAAGGGCGACAAGAACGGCCGGCCCGGAGAGUCUUUGACGGCCCAGAAGCGGGCAGCUCGACCACGACACACACGGAGACGGGGACUGGGACGGGGACGGGGACGAGGACAGGAAAGACGAGGACGACGGGAGGAAGACACAUACCACGUUGAGGGUGAAGGCGGCAUAGAGCUUGAUGAGGCCGUGGAAGUAGCCGAAGAAGAUGGAGACGGGCAGCAGCAAAAAGUCGGCCGGAUAGCGGAUGUAGUGGCCCAGCAGCUUGAUGAACUUGCUGACGAACAUCCAGAGCAGCAGCGCGUUGAAGGCCCAUGUCCGCUGCUGGGGGUCCCAGGCCUCGGUGCCCUUGUAGCAGAAGGCCAGCAGGCAGAGGUCGCCGACGAGGGCGGGCGGCGAGAGCGUCGUCAGGAAGACCGCAUACGUGCUCCACGGCUGGCGGCUGCAGAGACAGAGAAAGACGGACAGAGAAGAGACUUACAACCAGACGACCUGCUCCUGGACGAGGGUGGUGAGGUUGCUGCGCCAGUUGCUGCGGGACCAGCGGACGCACUGCUUGAGGAACUGCGGGUUGUCCUCGAGCGUCGUCUGGAUCUCGGCCUCCGGGUGGUACUGGAAGUAGGUCUCCCAGCCGUGGGUGACCAUCCAGCGCGAGAGGAAGUUGUCGUCGUCGGCGUUGAGCUCGUAGCGGCCGAACCACCACUCCUCGUUGGUGAAGCCCAGGGUGAACUCGCGGUCCUGCAGGAUCUUGGUGCGGUACGCAACGGUCCGUCCCGACAGGCACGGCAUCCCGCCGUCCAUGUGCGUCGUGGCGGCGCAGUCGAAGUUGCGGCGCUCGAGAUACAGGGCGCCCAGGAAGUCCCACGCCCGCUGCAUCGAGAACAGCGGCGCGCCGACCCUCCGCAGGCGCUGGCAGGUGGUGACGCCGCCGUAGAUGGGGUCCUUGUCGAACGGCGCCAGGAUCCAUUUGAGCUCCGUCCUGGGCCAGCUCACGUCGUCGUCCACGAAGACGGUGAUCUCGGUCCGCACCUCCGGGAUUGCGCGCACCAUCUGCCGCCGCUUGUUGGGCUUGGGGAUGCUCAGCAGCUGGAUCCUCGUCCGCGAGGCCGGCAUCGUCGCCAGCAUGCGCUCCGCGUUGGCCCGGUUGGCGUCGAUGGUCACCAGGAAGAUCUGGUAGGGCUCGUUCAGCAGGAUGGUCCGGAUGGUCUCCUCGAGCUCCUCGCCGCAGCCGGACAGGGACGGGAUGAUGAUGGAUACAUCCUGGGACGUCAGCUUGGGAUUCUCCGGCGGCGGGAUCGGUCGAAACGUCCAGACGGCAAACAGGUUGACCACCAGUCGCAGGUACCGAGAAGCAGGAAGAAAAAAGAAAAGAAAGGGAAAACAACUCACAAUAACAGCUUGAAGGCUAAGAGAUAUGUGAACUCAAAAGCCAUCAUGAUGGUCUUACUGUCUCCCGUUUCUUUUUCUUUUCUUUUUCUUUUCCUUGCUGUUCAAUUGCAAUAUCAAAAACAAAGUCUCUAA
Molecule: messenger RNA, 1605 nt
Organism: Trichophyton verrucosum HKI 0517
Lineage: Eukaryota; Fungi; Ascomycota; Eurotiomycetes; Onygenales; Arthrodermataceae
Exons: 3
Coding region: 1-1605 (534 amino acids)
Source: RefSeq, a predicted model, not a curated record